This is a messenger RNA of Wasmannia auropunctata (little fire ant), 4384 nucleotides long. RefSeq names its product calmodulin. Gene Ontology annotation, molecular function: enzyme regulator activity; calcium ion binding. The transcript is spliced from 4 exons. The coding region runs from base 360 to 809 and encodes 149 amino acids. NCBI's taxonomy places the organism in Eukaryota, Metazoa, Arthropoda, Insecta, Hymenoptera, Formicidae. The record is from RefSeq and is a predicted model, not a curated record.
ACCAGCGGCGGCUCACAGAGAGCCUCGCAGACCGAGAAAGACACGGUGGACUCCAUUGCUGUUCCGAGUGCGUUUCUCGCCGGACUUGGUGUUUCCCCCCCGUCGACUGCGUGUCUGGUCCGCGCUCGUGCACGUUAACGAAGUUGAUUCCCCGAUUUCGGCCCGAACGGCGAGCCGUCUUAUUUUGCGAGCGAGCGACCGAGCAAUCGACCGACCGACCGACCGACCGACGUAUCCGGAGGUUGUGAAUUAAGAUACAUUCUUGUUUGUCCAGUGCGCGGAGUAAACGCGUGUGUUAACGCGAGCCGAGUCUUCUCGUGCGUGAGACCGGAACGUGAGAAAAAAGAGAGGGCCCCACGAUGGCUGACCAACUCACAGAAGAACAAAUCGCAGAGUUUAAGGAGGCGUUCUCGCUAUUCGAUAAAGACGGCGAUGGUACUAUAACCACCAAAGAAUUGGGCACGGUCAUGCGGUCCCUCGGACAAAAUCCCACAGAAGCCGAACUACAGGACAUGAUUAACGAAGUAGAUGCGGAUGGUAACGGCACAAUCGACUUCCCGGAGUUCUUGACCAUGAUGGCGCGUAAAAUGAAGGACACGGAUAGCGAGGAAGAGAUUAGAGAGGCCUUCAGAGUGUUCGAUAAGGAUGGAAAUGGUUUCAUAUCCGCGGCGGAACUUAGACACGUCAUGACAAAUCUGGGCGAGAAACUCACUGAUGAGGAAGUAGAUGAAAUGAUACGGGAGGCCGAUAUCGACGGCGACGGCCAAGUUAAUUAUGAAGAAUUCGUCACAAUGAUGACAUCAAAGUGAAUGCAACCUGUGUAACGGAAGAACUCGCGACUCGGAGUGGUGUUGACGUAUUAAAUAAAUCAAGAAACAGAGAAAAAAACAUAUGUAACAAAACGAGAAUCAACCAGAAAGUGACAAAUCUUGUAUCAGGAUACGAAGAUGUCUUAUAAAAGCGCGAAGAGUCAACGUCCGAUAACGCGUUAAAAAAAAUCAUCGUUUAACGAUAAGUAAUACAGGGCAAUUAAUUGUUUAAUUAAAGAGUUAUACCACUAAAAUCAUUAUCUCUCAAAACAUAAAUAUUUACGCGUGUAUACAUAUACACACACACACCCACACAUACACACACACGCACACAUAACAAAACGAACACACGUAACACAGUAACUCGUUACACUAAAUAACACGUACGAACGUAACACGCUCGAAGAGUAUACACGUACACACAUUCACUCGGAUGUCUUAUUUCCAUUGGAUAAAACAAUUUUGGAAGUGAGAUAACGCGAAGACACACAAUUGCGCGCGCAUGUGCACCAACGACAAAGAAAAAAGUGCAUUUUCCACUUUCCUCUCUUUCUCGACUGCCCCCCUUCCCUCAUUUCCUACCUUUCCUCUCCUGCUUUUUUUGAUUUUCUUUUCCUUUUUUUUUCUUGUCGCGCCCUUCGGCAUUACCUUUCCUUCCGCCACCAUCCCCCCCCCCCUCUCCGCCUCUCCAUGUCUUCACCUGUCCUCCUUCAUUUCCCCGGAAGUUUUUUCAUGAGAAAGGCAUGUCGAAGAAUUGUAAUUUCUCUUUACAAAGGGAGAGGAAAUGUGUGUGUUAAGGGACAAAGUAUAAAUCCGAUGUAAGAUAAAUAUUAAAAGCAGCAAAGAUUUAUUUGCCAAUCGAGAAAAAAAAAGAUUCAUCUCGAGAAUUCCUUCGUUCAUUUUUUUUAAUAAACGAGAUACGUGUAUAGUGAAUGAUGACAUUAGGAUACGUAGCUGCUAAAUAGAUGAUGAUGUCUCUACCGUUAAAAUGCAUGCACAUGUACAAAUGUUUGUUUGUCUCUGUGAGAGAGAAUUCGGCCUGGACCGAUCGUUUUCCAGACAAAGAGAGAAAGAGAGCGACAGUAUAAAUACGAUGCGCUUCGGCCUCUGGGUUAUUGAUGACGACUUUAAAUGCAAAAGCUGUGCUGGACCCCUCGAUGCCUCACAAACGAAUAACUUAAUUUAUAUAAGUAACGAGCGAGAAAAUUUAUAAAAAAAAGAGAUGAGAGAGAGCGAAAUGAGAUGGAGAGAGAGGGAAGAAAGAAUCGGAGGAGGAGCUUCGAGGAGCUCAGACCUAGUGCUUUCGCUCGCGUCGCGUCUCUCGCGGGACGGGAUGUUGAUGUCUGUCGUGCGGAUAAUAUAUGAUCGUCACGCGGACGACGAGUCGCGACGUGAUCGUUGGAAAGCUCCAGGAUCCGAAGUCUCGACAUUCCUAUUUGAAAAAAAAAAAAUAAUGAAAAUGUUAAUAAAAAAGAAAUGUCUCUUCCUUACGCUUUCAAUCAACAUCAUCCAGCCUCUCGUGCUCGUGCACACGGGACUCACACGUACACGUACGUUUAACUAUACUUACGCGAAAAACUAUACACACGAAAGAUUAUUACACACAGAGCAAAAGAAAAAAAAAAGAGAAACACUAUAAUAUUAUAUUCACGAAGUGCGUUUUGCCUCCAGUUCCAUUUUAAUCUCCUAUUUGUAAACUUGCCUUCCACUCUAAGGAAAGCCUUACAUACAUGCGCGCAAAAAAGAUACAAAAAAAAAAACGAAAAAAAAGAGAAACAACGUCGACACCACUUUUGUUGAUAUGUAAAUCUAUGGAGAAAUAAAAUAGGGAUGGGGGAUUAAAGGAAGUAAAGGCCACAGUGAGAUCGGUGCAUUACUUUUCUUCGCCCAGGGGUGCGUGCCAGUCUCGUAAAAACGGAGCCAACCAGAUCGGAGAAACUGGUGUGAUUUUUGUGCGAUCCGUACAAUAUAAUGUUACUUAAGAACUCGAGAGUAAAGAACAUAAAUGCCGUACAGCGUAAACAUCAUGCGUGUCGGUGGUUCAGUCAUAAUAUAUAUGUAAUAUAUAUAUAUAUAUAUAUAAAAUAAUUUACGAAGAAAUUAAGAAAAAAAAAGAUGAAAGAGAUAAUUCCUCCACAGUCGUUUAUUAUUUAAUAUUGAAGUGAAAAAUGAGAAGUACUUGUAUUUCUGGUGACCUAGAUCGCAUUGAUCAUUAAAACAAAAAAGAUAAAAAGAUAAAAAAAAAGUAAAAAAAGACAAAAUAAAUAUAUCCUCAUUUUUAGGUCACAGCUACUCGAUUCGUUUCCUUCAUUACUAAUGGACCUCUCGUUUCAGCAACCAUCUCUUUUUGUGUUCGAUGGCAUCUAGAUACUUUGCUAUGAGAAUAUUUCAUUGUGUCUCUGUGAACAGGAUCCACUUUACAUAUCUCUGACUUUUCUCGCUACCCUCGAAAAAACUUUUGAGAAGAAUAGAUAUAGGUUACAAGAAAGUACGGUAUAUUAAUUGUAAUUAGGAAAUCUCGCUCCCCGUUAAACACCCGAAAAAAAAAUCUAGGGGGAGAGGAGGAAAAAAAAGCACACAUUGGGUCUAUUUGUAAACUGUGGUUAUUCUGUGUCCUGAGGUAUAUUUCCACACUUACACUUUAUUAAGAAUGAGAAAGAUUGUCAACAACACACUCGUUUUGUAAAAGUGGUCGUUUAGUAUUCGACAGGCAUCUGUAUCUAAAUGCUUCCAAAUCCGCUUCGUUUCAUCGAACACUGAUACCUAGCGAUUAAGUCUCUUACGUUACAAAGACUCUAUUCCAGUAUUUAAUAUAAUAGUAAUUUUAUAUCCGUAUCGCAAAAUCUAUUUAUUGAAAGAAUUUUCGCGCGCCGAGGAUAGAUAGGUAGAUAGAAAAGAAAGCGAGCGAGCGAGAGAUUGAGAGAGAAAGAGAAAAGAGUGGCGCAUGGAAGCUCUUGUUGUGAACGUUAACAUCGAGGCAAUGCCAAAUCUUUACCGAAUAAUAUUGAAGCGUUAGCUCUUCUAAUAUUUAAUUUAGCGUCCCCUCGAUCUUUGUUAUUGAAAUACACGUUGUUGUUCUUAAAAAAAAAAAACAAUCGUUUAUACCGUAUUUGCGGAGGUACCAAGACACAUCCUGCUUCUAUUCGAACGUUGUAUUUAUUUCGAUGUGUACAUAUAAAAAAAAAUCGCAAAAUCGAUCGACGAAGUGAGUUUUCGUUCGAAUACGCUAAUCGUAAUUUUUUAAAUGAGCAAGUUCGUUGCGCUAUAAACAAGGUGAGAACGUUGUACGUUUGCAAGACGAGAAAAUUCUUUUUUUUUUUUAAUCUGAUUAUUUCGAGCGUAGACUCUGUUCUUUUCUUUUUAUUACUUUGAACGAUUGUAGUCAUUCGAUUUAACGCUCCUUGAUUUUUUUUCUCAGAAAUCUAAUUCGAAAAUUGUUUCUAGUGUAUGUAAGUAUAUUCUCUGCCGUAUCUCAAAGGCGUUCUUCACUUCUUGUCGUACAUAAAUAAAGCGGCACAGUUUGUAUAAAGUGUUGAUAUUAAGUUAAUAAAUUGUUCCUAUAUACUUAUAUGGGA